Gryllus bimaculatus (two-spotted cricket) is the source of this 2071-nucleotide messenger RNA. NCBI's taxonomy places the organism in Eukaryota, Metazoa, Arthropoda, Insecta, Orthoptera, Gryllidae. The record is from the annotation of a GenBank genome assembly.
AGAGAUGUGAUUCAAAGAUAUUCCACUGUAGCCAACAACUCAGCUGGAGAGAAGCUGCCGGUAGAGCUGUAGGUGGGAGGUUGAGACCAAAUUUAUCCUGUUCAUCGCAGAUGGACAGUCACGGAAGAAAAGUAAUAGUUUGCGAUAAUGGAACUGGGUUCGUUAAGUGUGGAUAUGCUGGAUCUAAUUUUCCUGCCCACAUCUUUCCUUCUAUGGUGGGACGACCUAUCAUUCGAGCAGUCAACAAAAUCGGAGAUAUUGAAGUCAAGGACUUGAUGGUAGGAGAUGAAGCCAGUAAACUCCGAAAUUGGGAAGACAUGUGCCAUGUUUGGGACUACACAUUUGGUCCUGAAAAAAUGAAUAUUAAUCCAAAAGAAUGCAAGAUCCUUCUUACAGAACCACCAAUGAAUCCUACAAAGAACAGAGAGAAGAUGAUAGAGGUGAUGUUCGAAAAAUACCAGUUUGCUGGAGCGUACAUCGCCAUACAGGCAGUGCUGACACUUUACGCACAAGGUUUGCUCAGUGGAGUAGUGGUAGAUUCAGGGGAUGGGGUGACGCACAUUUGCCCUGUUUAUGAGGAGUGUGCCCUGCCUCAUCUUACAAGGAGGUUGGAUAUUGCAGGGAGAGAUAUCACCCGAUAUCUCAUUAAGUUGCUGCUCCUCCGAGGUUAUGCAUUUAAUCAUUCAGCAGACUUUGAGACUGUUCGCAUUAUGAAAGAAAAAUUAUGUUAUAUUGGCUACAAUAUUGAGACUGAGCAGAAGUUAGCACUUGAGACUACAGUCCUGGUUGAACCUUAUACUCUGCCCGACGGUAGGGUUAUCAAGGUUGGUGGUGAGAGAUUUGAAGCCCCAGAAGCCCUCUUCCAGCCACAUCUGAUCAACGUAGAAGGGCAAGGCAUUGCAGAAAUGGUUUUCAACACUAUUCAAGCUGCUGAUAUAGAUAUGCGCACAGAAUUGUACAAACACAUAGUAUUGUCAGGAGGAUCAACAAUGUAUCCAGGCCUGCCUUCUCGUUUGGAGCGGGAAAUUAAGCAACUGUACCUGGAACGUGUGUUGAAAAAUGACAUUGAUAAAUUAUCUAAAUUCAAGAUUCGCAUUGAAGAUCCUCCUCGGCGAAAGGAUAUGGUAUUCAUUGGUGGUGCUGUCCUUGCAGAGGUCAUGAAGGAUAGAGACUCCUUCUGGAUGAGCGCCGAGGAAUAUCAGGAAAAAGGUGUAGGGGUUUUGGGAAAACUAGGUGCUCAGGCGAGUUAGAAAGUGCUAAGACAAGACUUGUCAAUGAUGCCAAAAUAAAACAAGACAAGGUGGUGUUUCAUGUGCAGAGAACACUGCAGGUCAUUCCACUAAUCUUCUGCAUGAGCAGUUUGCAGAGCUGUGCUUAACAAUGUUAAAUGUUAUAGUAAAUGACCAUCCAGUGAGGUAUUGGCAAGUGAUACAAGAACGUUAUCAAAUUUUGACAGCAGUUGAUAUGUAUCGCUUUAACUCGUUUCACAAAUAGGUUUUGUCUUAAAAUGUUAACAUGGCAUGGGAAAAAUCACAGAUUGUAUCUGGACUUUUCUCUGUCAAACCUGAACACUUGUUAAAUAAACGGUUCACUUGCCACCAAAUCUUGUUUUUCAUCCUUUUUAACCUUUAUGUAAUAUUUUGUUGAGCUUGAAGUUGUGACUGGCCUCACGUUUUUGUUUGGUACCACCAUUUCAAAUGCAUUCAUCUAAUUUUGAUUUGGUGGCCUCUGAACAAGAUUUUUUCUUUUGUGAACAUUUCUCCUAACAAUUUUGUUAAUCUUUUAAAAGAAACUUCAGCAGAUGCAAAUUUAUAAUAUUGAGGACUUAUUAGAAUAUAGUGCAUGUAAAUGAUCAUUCCAAAUGAACAAACAUUGCUAGUAUUUUAUCUUUUCAUUGUCACCCAUAGAAGAGAUCUAUGGGUAAUUGUUAUAUAUCAGCAGCAGGAUAAUUGUCUAUCUUGUGUUGCUCCCGCUUGCAAUAUUUAUUGCAUUCUGUUACAAAGCAAUAUGGCAAUCAGAAGUGUAUUUAUACUACUGUGCAAUAAAUAAUGCCAUUUUCUUUAUUGAUUCA